AACGCAGAUUCCCGCGCUGCGUCGCGGUCGGGAAAUUCCAUUUGGUGCCCGCGAAACCAGCACGAAGAUGGGCCGCAUCCUUCGCCUCGACGUGAGCAACUUCAAGUCGUAUGGAGGGAAGCAAGAGAUCGGUCCCUUCUACCGCUUCACGGCCGUGAUCGGGCCCAACGGCGCCGGCAAGUCCAACCUCAUGGACGCCAUCAGCUUCGUCCUCGGCGUCCACAGCCGGCAGCUGCGCUCGAACCAGCUCAAGGACCUCCUCCAUAAGGACGGGACGAACGACGUGAGCCCCGAUGGCGCGUACGUCUCGCUCAUCUAUGGACUCGAUGACGCUGAGAAGGAGAAGAUGACGGCGCGCCUCGGCGAGCUCCCGUCCGACGAGUUGAACUUUACGCGGCGCAUCUCGGACAAGGGCGUUGGGUCCUACAGCAUCAACGGCAACGACGUGGCCCACGACGAGUACGAAAAUACGCUCAAGGACCUUGGCAUUCUCGUCAAGGCCCGCAACUUUCUCGUCUUCCAAGGCGACGUCGAGUCGAUCGCGUCCAAGAGCCCCGAGCAGCUUACCCGUCUCUUUGAGAUGAUUUCGUCGUCGGACGAGCUCAAGGACGAGUACGAAAAGUGCAUGGAAGCCAAGAACGCUGCCGAGGAAAACACGAUCUUUGCGUACCAGAAGAAGAAGGGUCUCGCGGCCGAGCGCAAGAUCGUGCGCGAACAGAAGGAAGAGGCCGAGCGCUUCAAGCAGAAGCGCAAGGAGCUCACGCGCGUGAAGCAGCACAACUAUUUAUGGCAACUCUUCCACGUCGAGGAAGAGGCGACGGGUCGCAAGCGCGUGAUGGACGACGCCCAAGCGCAGCUCGACGAAAUUCUCGGUGACAACAAGACGAUUUUAGAUGCGUUCAAGGACAAGAAGAAGCAGCAUGCGUUGCAGCUCAAGGAGUGCCGGCAGCGCGACAUGAACGCCGUGAAUGUGCAGCAGCAGGUCGACAACGUCGCGCCGCGGAUCAUCCAGCUGAACGAGCACAUCAAGCACUCAAAGAAGAAGCUCGACGCCGCGAUUGCGCAAGAAAAGGUCAUGGCCAAGAAGGUCGAAGAGCAAAACGACGAAAUGGACGGAUUGCACGCCGACCUUGCGGAGCUCAAGCAGGCCGAGGCUGUGCUCGCAGAGACCAAAGACGACGAAGAACUUGUGCUCGAGGGCAACCAGCUCGAAGAGUACCAUCGCAUCAAAGAGACGGCCUUGAUCGAAACCACAAAGCUGCGCAACGAUUUGGCGUCGCUGGCGCGGCAAGAGACGGCCGACGAAAGCCGUCUCGCAACCUUGUCCCAAGAAGAAAAGGAGCACACUGAGGAGAUGAACCGGCUCAAGGAAGACCGCAAAUCAGCUGAGGACCGACUUGUCGACAUCAAACGCGUGAUCACGAAAAGCAAGGAAGAGAUUGCGCAAGCCGAAAGCGACCUCCAGAACACAGAGCAACAUGAAAUCGACAUUUCAAACAAGAAACAAUCGCUCAAGACCGAGUUGGACAAGCUUCAGCUUCAACUGCGCAAUGUUAAGGACGAUUGGCGUCAGAGCCAGGCCGAACUGAAGAAGUCGCAAACAUUUGACGCACUCCAGCGCCUCUUUCCCGGCGUGCGCGGUCGUCUCGUGGACUUGUGCAAGCCGAUCCAACGCAAGUACAACAUGGCCGUGACGGUUGCGACCGGCAAGCACAUGGACUCGCUCGUUGUGAACGACUACAAGACGGGCCAAGAAUGCAUUCAGUACCUCCGUGACAACCGACUUGACAGCAUCUCGUUUAUUCCGCUUGACAAGAUCCGCGUCAAGCCCAUCAACGAGCGCCUUCGCGACCUCGGCGUCAAACUUGUCGUGGACGUCAUUGACUGCGACCACGAUAUCCAACCCGCCGUGCUCUACGCUGUCUCGGACACGAUUGUGUGCGACAACAUUGACGAAGCACGAGAGAUUUGCUUUCAGCGCAAUGAAAAGGUCAAGGCUGUGACGCUCAACGGCAUGGUCGUGAGCAAGAACGGCAGCAUGACGGGUGGUCGCACCCAAAAGGACGCCGCGCGCGCUGGCCGCUGGGACGAAAAGGAAACACAGCUCCUCAAAGACAAGCGGGAUGCACUGCAGUCGGAGCUCAUGGCACUUGAGAAAGAGAGCACCGGCGCCGUGCGCCGUCAAACUCUCGAAACAAAGCUCGGGUCGCUUCGCAACCGUCUGCGCUACGCGACGGCCGACAUUGCGACGACGGAGGCCAAAAUCCCCAAGAUCAAGGCCCGUAUGCAAGACUGCAAGAAGCGUCUCGCUGCGCUACUUCCUGAGAUCAAAAAGGUCAAAAAGUCGAUUGCAGCGCGCGCGACCGACAUGCGUGCGCUUGAGCGUGACAUCCAUUCGGUCGAAGACGACAUGUUCAAGGACUUUAGCGAGUCGUUUGGCGUUGAAAACAUCCGAGAAUACGAAGAGAAGGUCGUCAAACAGCAGCAGGAGCGUAUCGACCGCCGUCGCAAGCUUCACAGUCACAUGGCCAAAAUCCAGGCCCAGCUGCAAUACCUAGAAGGGCAUGACAACCGACGCCGCUGGGACUACUGCAAGGCGUCGAUUGCAAAAGAGACCAAGACGCUGGAAGACAUUCAACACGAGAAGAAGACGCUCGUCGCGCAGACGUCAAAGCUCGAAGCCGACAACAAAGCCAAGACGGACGCGGCGGCGGCAGCCCACGCCGCCCUCAAGGCGAUCGAAACCGAGCUGAAGGCAAUGGCCAAGCAACGUGAGUCGCUCGACACGGACGUUGCGGACAUCCACAAGAAGAUCUCGGUGCAAGAGGCGGCGCUGGAUCGCUUGAAGGACAAGAAGCACGAGAUUCUCAAGCGUGCGACCAUGGACCAAGUGAAGCUGCCACUUGUGGGCCAUACCUCCGACGACGACAGCGAUGGCGACGUCGACAUGGUCGAAAGUCAGCAAUCCUCGAUGGGCGACAGCAGCGUGACGCUGACGGCGCAGGCUGACAAGCGCUAUGUGGACGAAGUGAUUGACUUUUCCGGCUUGGACCGCAUCUCGUUUGCGAACAACAAGGAACGAGAGGACCUCGCGACAAAGUACGAGCAGCAAAUUGCGACGCUCGCGGCCGAGCUGGAGCGCAUGCAGCCCAAUAUGAAGGCGCUCGAAAAGUAUGACGAGAUCCAAUCGCGCAUCAGCCACGAAGAAGCCGAGCUCGAGCGCAUCAAGGCUGGCGCAGCCGAGGCCGCGACGCGCUUUGACGAGGUACGCGAAGCGCGCUACGAGCGGUUUAUGGAGGCGUACAACCACGUCUCGGGGUGCAUCGACAGCGUGUACAAGAACCUGACCAAGAGCUCUAAGCACCCACUGGGCGGUACGGCGUACCUCAACAUUGACAACCCCGAGGAGCCGUACUUGCACGGCAUGAAGUACAACGCGAUGCCGCCCAUGAAGCGGUUCCGCGAGAUGGAGCAGCUCAGCGGCGGCGAGAAGACGGUGGCGGCGCUCGCACUCCUCUUUGCGAUCCACAGCUACCGGCCGUCGCCCUUCUUUGUGCUCGACGAGGUGGACGCGGCGCUGGACAACAUCAACGUCAACAAGGUCUCGACGUACAUCCAAAAGUGCGACUUCCAGUGCAUCGUCAUCUCGCUCAAGGACUCUUUCUACGAAAAGGCGGACGCGCUCAUUGGCGUCUGCAAGGACAUUGGCUCCCAGCGCUCCAAGUGCCUCACGCUUGACCUCACGGCCUACGAAGCCUAGCGUUAUCUAUUCCUUGCUUCUUGCAUAAUCCAACUUGAUAAAAUGCAACCGCCUCCUAUCCGGAUA
Messenger RNA from Saprolegnia diclina VS20, 3826 nucleotides. RefSeq lists its product as hypothetical. Bases 68 to 3760 code for a protein of 1230 amino acids. The record is from RefSeq and is a predicted model, not a curated record. Gene Ontology annotation, cellular component: chromosome; nucleus; cohesin complex. The transcript has 14 exons. Gene Ontology annotation, molecular function: ATP hydrolysis activity; DNA binding; ATP binding. Lineage: Eukaryota; Oomycota; Saprolegniomycetes; Saprolegniales; Saprolegniaceae. Gene Ontology annotation, biological process: sister chromatid cohesion.